Peromyscus eremicus (cactus mouse) is the source of this 3908-nucleotide messenger RNA. RefSeq names its product axonemal dynein light chain domain containing 1 (gene Axdnd1). NCBI's taxonomy places the organism in Eukaryota, Metazoa, Chordata, Mammalia, Rodentia, Cricetidae. Bases 455 to 3682 code for a protein of 1075 amino acids. The transcript has 25 exons. The record is from RefSeq and is a predicted model, not a curated record.
GGGCGUUCCAGGAAGGGGCCUACCAACCGAGGCCUGGCGGGAAACACAAUUUGUGGGUACAGCUGCGGGUGACCGUCAACUGGCUUCUGCUGAAGGGGCCGUGGGAGCCCUGCCCCACUCGAGCCCGUGGAGCUGGGCCGCGCUGACCCGCCCGCCGUCUGUAGGGCGGCGGACCCUGACUUUCCCGGGCUAGGCCCUGACUCUGACUCCUCCGUACCCCUCCUCGACCAUGGCAGGUUAUCUGCGAGAACACUCCCCAAAGAAGGGACACCAUACUAGAUGAAUUCUGAGUUCCAAUCUGAACAUAAACCAUCAAGGGGCCUCUUUGUUCAUUUGCUUUUGUUUUGCCUACAGAACUACGGGGCGGCCUGAAAGACGCAGCGCGAUUUUGAUUUGUUUCUGAAUUAAUUUUCUGGAGGAAUAGCUCUGGGAGUGAUAGGAGGCAUUGUUCAUUAUGUCUCUCCGCAAAGCGUCGGGAACUUCCCUGAACUCCCCAUCAACAUCUGAGGUCAAACAGUCAAAACUGUCUGUAGUCAAGGAGGAGACAAGAGUCCUUCCUGAGCUGAAGGAGAAAAAAGUCAUGGUGGACCAUCUCAAACCCUUUCCUUCUUCCCUUCCGAAUGAAUUCAUCCCCGAGGAAGUUCUUCUCUCUCUGAACUAUGCAGCCAAUGCUGGUCCAUGUCCUGCAAACUUACUGCCUGCUAAGAAACUUAAAGCUCCAAAGGGUGCUCUUCCACGUAUUGUAGACCAUGUCUGGCAGCACCCUGUUCGAAGGAAUAAGUUCAAAUAUCUGAUUGAUCAUCCUGUCUCCGUAACAGCAGCUGGAAGGGAUAUUUCUUUUCUGUAUGAUGUUAAAUAUGAAAAAGGAGAGGCCAAGGAGAAGAAGCUUUGUCCCCCAGGUAUAAACAAGUCCCUAGAGCCCGAGGACAGUGCCAUGGUGCCUCAUAACAAGACAUUAGCAGACACUUUGGUCCCUGAAGAAUUUCAUAUUGUGUCAAAUACAGGAGUUUCGGGUUUGGAGUGUUAUGAUGACAAAUACACCACCCUCCUCACAGACAGUGAGAACAGGCUGUUGCUCUUCCCGUCCAUGAAACCUAAUAAGAGAGUAGAAGUGAUCCGGCUGGGUGAUGUGAUGGAUGCCAUGCUGGAGAGGGCUGGAGCAGAGACUGAGGAGUAUGUGGGGCCAACCAAGAUGCACAAACUACUAAAUGUGUUGAAAAAGGAACAGACCAUUUACAACACAGUAUUCCAUGAACUGAUUCGUCAAGUCAGCGUGGAUUGUGUAGAUAGAGGAGAACUACUAUCAAGAAUCAGAGAGAGAUAUGUGCAAAUGCUUGACCAAAUUGCCCGGCAGAUGAUUGAAUUCUACAAAGACUUCGUAACUCAGCGGAUGAUGGACCAGCGCAUCUUACAAGAACUGUAUAACUUCAAGAAUGUGAUUGAGGAGUUGACCAGGGAACUUUGUCUGGUUCGGGCCCAUGACAGAAAAUUAACAAAGGAUGCAGAGAAAGCUCAGAAGGAUCUGGCGGAAGCUCUUUUGGAAGCAGAAAAGAAUGCAAAAAUAGUAGAAGACUACCAUGACUUAUAUACAUUGCAGAGAGGACGGAUGGAGAAUGAUAUUAAACUCUUAAUGACAGAAAGAGACAUUUGGAGCUCAGCCACAUAUGAAUUGGCCCUAAAGGUAAUUGAAAGAAAUAGAGUCAUAAUGGCUAAAAAACUCUACCUCAGUGAAAAAGGCUGGAAUAAAUAUAUCAAGCAUUUCAUUAUAAUGCUGUCAACCAAGGACACUGCAGACCUUGCAGUGCUGCAGAAGUUAACAGAAAAAUGGAAAAGGUUAGUGAACAAAUAUAAGCAGGAUGUGGAACGCACGGAGGCUUCUACAAAGGACAGAGCGCAAACUGUGAAAACUGGGCUCCUCAAGUGGCAGGAGUUCUUCAAAAAUAACGUUGGAAAAGAGAUUGUAAGCCCUAAUAAGGGGAACCCGUUCGCUGCCGUCCUUCUUGACUUCAAGGAGUUUCAAAAGAUGCUGAAUGAGGAGAAAGACAAUUUUACAGGGGAUUUUUUGUUGGCCAGAUAUGACGCUCUCAAAGUGAUUAAACGCUUACAGGAAAACUGGACAGACAUUGGGUUUGGGAUAUUUAGUCGCCAUAAGAACAUGGAUGGGGUGUUACCCCCAGAGUACGAGUACAUGGAGGAAAUGCUAAAAACCAUAGGCAGGCUCUACAAGGAGUACGAAAUCAGGAUAAACGGUGACAACGGUAUCUCCAAAGUUCUUCCAAACUUGAUUACUUCUCUGGACAUAUGUUUUUUCAAGUUAGAAAACUUCCUAGAGUCUACUAGUAUGCCCCCUGAAGACUGGGAUGAACUUGAUGAAAAAAUCAAUGAAAUGAAGUAUCAGUUGGACACAUUGUUAAACAUUAUUGGUACCGUUCCACAAUACCUGGACAUGGAGUCUGGCGCGACACUCCAAAGUCAUAUAUUUGACAUGAUUCAACAAUGGCUUUUGAAGAUAGGCAAUGAAAUCACCAAUGGUAACAUUGAACUUCUUCGACACAUGGAUGAAUUGCAUAUAGCCAUGAUCAAGUGGAUGGUCAACUUGCUGACCAUAAUGCUUCCUGACUAUACUAACCAAGAGACUCUCCCAAAGCUGGAGGAGGAAGAAGUAGAGGCCCAGGAGCAACGCGAAGUGGGAAUCGCAGAACUAGAGUUGAAUGCCAUCUCACUGGCCAAGAAGUUGGCACAAUACUCCAGCUACUUGCACAGCUGCUGCAUAGGCAUGGUAAGGGCCAUGGCCCUGACUCGAGCCGCUCACUUACAGAAGAACCCUGCUAAGGACAUGCAGGAGCUGGAGAAGAUGAGGAGAGAAUGUUAUGAUUGGAUCAGCACAUGUUCGCACCUCCUUUCUAAUAUCAAAGGCAGGAAAAUGCGAUUACUGAACUACGAGGAAGCAGAGCAGCUGCUUGGGGAAGAGGAAGCUACGAAAAUUUAUUUUGACCCAGAAAAACCUUUCAUUGGUGAUGAUGAAGAUGAAAUUGAGAUGAAGGAGGAUGAAAUUCAAGAAAAGGAAGAAGUAAAAGUGAAGGAAGAGGCAGAAGUGAAGGAAGAGGCAGAAGUGAAGGAAGAGGCAGAAGUGAAGGAAGAGGCAGAAGUGAAGGAAGAGGAACCUUCAACAUCUACAGACAACAAACAAACCAUUCGAUACAUCGGGAAAGAUGAAAACGUUCAUUCCAAACCUCUGUUUGAAGAAGAUAUAUUUUCAUCCUGGAGGGAACCAGCUUACAAAGGUGUAUUGGAGCCAAAGUAUCUUGAAGUAAUGGCUGUCAUUGAACACAUGCAGGAGAAGCUUGUACAGAUUGACAGCAGAGCCAGAGAGGCGGAGGAGAAGUUUGAUGAUGUAAAUGAGAAACUUCAUCACACCCUCAUAAGAAACAGAGAUCUGGAGAAGGAAUUAGAAGAAAUGGCCAAGAAAAUCAGGAAGGAUUCACGAGUAAGAAUAGAAAGCCCCAAGGAGGAGGAAGAGGAGGAGGAAGAGGAAGAAGAAUCUGAACAAAAGGAAGGGAGCCAAGGAGAGGAACACAGACAUGGGAAAAAAUCCCCAAAACACUCAAAGAAAGAAGCACAGCCCAAGGAUGGUUCUUCUAAGUCUGGAACCCGGUCUAAAUCUAAGGCCAAAUCCAAAUAGCUUCCUAAGAGACCAGGGUUCACAGUGGCCAUGCCCCUGAACGUGCACAGAUAUGUGAGCUGUGGAGCUGACGAUGCAGCUCGCGUGGAUGGACUCCCUUAGCAACAGCCAUUAGAAAAGCCACACCAUCCAAGUCACCAACACUUUCCUUUAGAGGCACGGAGAGGCCACAGGGAGUCAGUACAUGAGUUUACUUGCCAGAUUAAAAACAGUUUAUACAAAAGUA